Gordionus sp. m RMFG-2023 is the source of this 692-nucleotide messenger RNA. RefSeq names its product tetratricopeptide repeat protein 36 homolog. The record is from RefSeq and is a predicted model, not a curated record. NCBI's taxonomy places the organism in Eukaryota, Metazoa, Nematomorpha, Gordioida, Chordodea, Parachordodidae. The transcript is spliced from 3 exons. Gene Ontology annotation, biological process: cilium assembly; protein prenylation. Gene Ontology annotation, molecular function: protein prenyltransferase activity; protein binding. Bases 58 to 564 code for a protein of 168 amino acids.
CUUCAUUUUGAAAGGUCCAUUUUAUGAAUGAAUGAUUUAAUAUUUUAAAAUACUAGAAUGUUAACAGAUGAAGAAAUUUUAAACAUUAUAAUUCCACCUUCAAACAUAAUUUCUAAUUUUAAUGAUUUUACAAAUGAUACCGAUGAAAUUAAGGAAUUGGAAUUAAAAGCAAUUAGAUUAGCAGAAACUAAGGAGUAUGAAAAAGCUCUUGAGAUAAUCAAUCAGGCCAUUAAGCUAUCUCCUAAAAAUCCUUCACUUUAUAAUAAUAGGGCUCAAAUAUUUCAAUUACAACAUGAUAUAAAAAGUGCAAUGCUGGAUUUAAACAAAGCAAUUGAUUUAAAUGGAAAUAUUGAUAAUAAUAUUGCAUGUCAAUGUUUUACCCAAAGGGGAAUAAUUUAUCAACAUGACAAGAAUUUAGAAGAGGCCAAAAUAAAUUAUGAAAAGGCUGCGGAAUUAGGAAGCUUAUUUGCAAAGAAUCAAUUGAUUCAAAUGAACCCUUAUUCUGCAUUAUGUAACCAGAUGCUUAGAAUUAUGACCAGAACUAAUUAUUCAACUUCAGAUUAAAAUUUUAGACAAUUUAUUAUAUUUACAAAAAUUUAUUUAUUAGUAUUUAUUCUAUAUUAUGAUUUAAUGUGCAAUUCUAAUUAUUGUAAUAUCAACUGUACAACAAAAUAAAGUUUUAUAUAUACUUG